AUGGCUUCAAAAGCUACUCCUAAAUCAUCAGAAGAUCAACAGUGCAAAGCAACCAAUCCAAAGCGAAAUGGUCCCGGUCCUAUGCCCAAAAAAGUUUUGAAUGCAAGCAAAUCCAAACUUGUUGAACCUCCAGCCAGUAUUAUAAACAAGCCAAGCUCUUCCUCUUCUGCCGCUGAAAAUAGAGCCUCAUUGGAGGGCUCGAGUUCAGUUUUGGAUUCUGUCGAUCAAGACAAGGAUAUAUCGGGAAAUGAAAGUUUCAAGGACAGCUCAGUCUCAAGAAAGACCAACGAUCGGGUUGAUUUCGUUGAGAGUGGGAAGAGCAGCAUAUGUAGGGGAAGCACGGGCAGCGAUGUGAGUGAUGAGAGUAGCUGCAGUAGUUUCAGCAGCAAUAUCAGCAAGCCCCAUAAAGUGAACGACCUUCGAUGGGAGGGAAUAAGAGUGGUCCUAUCAAAGAAUGGGGCAUUAGGUUUAACCCACUUCAGGCUCCUCAAGCGACUGGGCUGUGGAGAUAUUGGGAGUGUCUACUUGUCUGAGCUGAGUGGCACUCGAUGCUACUUUGCGAUGAAGGUGAUGGAUGAGGCAUCAUUCGCAAGCCGAAAGAAGUUGCUGCGGGCACAGACGGAAAGGGAGAUUCUGCAGUUACUGGACCAUCCCUUCCUCCCGAUCCUAUAUACCAACUUUGAGAUCGACAAAUUCUCUUGCUUGGUGAUGGAGUUUUGUCCUGGAGGAGACUGA
Messenger RNA from Punica granatum (pomegranate), 735 nucleotides. The record is from RefSeq and is a predicted model, not a curated record. NCBI's taxonomy places the organism in Eukaryota, Viridiplantae, Streptophyta, Magnoliopsida, Myrtales, Lythraceae.